Penicillium maclennaniae is the source of this 237-nucleotide messenger RNA. RefSeq names its product putative small nuclear ribonucleoprotein SmG. Gene Ontology annotation, molecular function: RNA binding. NCBI's taxonomy places the organism in Eukaryota, Fungi, Ascomycota, Eurotiomycetes, Eurotiales, Aspergillaceae. The record is from RefSeq and is a predicted model, not a curated record. Gene Ontology annotation, biological process: spliceosomal snRNP assembly; mRNA splicing, via spliceosome. The coding region runs from base 1 to 237 and encodes 78 amino acids. The transcript has 4 exons. Gene Ontology annotation, cellular component: precatalytic spliceosome; spliceosomal tri-snRNP complex; P granule.
AUGCCUCAAGCACAGCCUGAGCUCAAGAAGUACAUGGAGAAGCGGGUGUACUGCCAAAUCAACGGCAACCGUAAGGUGAUCGGUAUUCUCCGUGGCUACGAUGUCUUCAUGAACAUUGUCUUGGACGAGGCAUUCGAAGAGAAGGAUGGCGGCGAGAAGGUCCCCAUGGGCAUGUGUUGCAUCCGCGGCAACUCACUCGUCAUGAUCGAGGCCCUCGAGCGCAUUGAUACCAAGUGA